AAGGCCAUGGCGCCUCCCAUAUCGGCAUGUCCCGUUCCCUGUUUUCCGACCAUCUCGUCUCUACUCUCCUUCCUCUCCUCCGUCCCGUAAGAGAAACAUGGCGUCAGGUACCUUAUACACUUAUCCGGACAACUUCCGAGCGUACAAAGUCUUGGUCGCUGCCCAGUACGGCGGAGGUAACGUGAAAGUCGCCCCCGGCUUCGUCUUCGGUACGACCAACAAGACACCCGAGUUUCUCAAGAAAUUCCCUCUGGGAAAGGUGCCUGCUUUUGAGACGUCUGACAACCAGUACCUCACGGAAAGCAAUGCCAUCGCCUAUUACGUGAGCAGUGACCAACUUAGGGGAGGAAAUGCAGUUGAAAAAGCCCAAGUUGUUCAAUGGUUGAGUUAUGCUGAUAAUGAAGUACUUCCAGUUGUCAGUACAUGGGUUUUCCCUUAUAUGGGAAUGCUUAAUUUUGACAAGAAGGUAGUAAAUGGUGCCAAAAAUGACAUGACUGAACUGCUCAACAAAUUGAACAGUUAUCUAUUAACGAAAACAUAUCUCGUCGGAGAAAGGGUUACUUUGGCUGACGUAGUGAUGGCUUGCACAUUGUUGAACGCUUACCAGCACGUCUUUGAUCCGACCUAUAGAGCUGCAUUUAAAAACGUCAACCGUUGGUUUCUCACUGUUGUAAAUCAACCUAAAGUCAAAGCUGUUCUUGGUAAUGUUAAGCUGUGUGAGAAAGAACCGGAAGUCCCCGCUGGACCGAAAGCUGAAAAGCAGGGAAAGAAGGAGAAAGAACAAAAGCCUAAAGAAGAAAAGCCAAAACAAAAAGAAGCCGCUCCCCCUGCUGAUGAUUUAGAUGAAACAGAAUUGGCCCUUCGAGCUGAGCCUAAAUCUAAGGAUCCUUUUGAACCUUAUCUACAAACAAAGAGCACUUUUGUCUUAGAUGAAUUCAAGAGAUGCUAUUCCAAUGAGGAGGUUACCGUGUCGAUUCCUUUCUUCUGGAACCAUUUUGAUAAAGAGAAUUAUUCCAUUUGGUUUGGCGAAUACAAAUACAACGAGGAACUUAAAAAAGUCUUUAUGAGCUGUAAUUUAGUAACAGGAAUGUUUCAAAGAUUAGGUAAAAUGUGCAAGCAUGCAUUUGCCUCAGUUUGUGUUUUUGGCAAGGACGAUGACAAUUCAAUCUCUGGUGUCUGGGUUUGGAGGGGUCCAGGACUGGCUUUUGAGCUUAGUCCUGAUCUCCAAGUAGAUUAUGAAUCUUACACUUGGACCAAAUUAGACCCUGAUAAUGCUGAUCACAAGGCAACAAUUGAUAACUACCUUGCCUGGACUGGUAAAGACAAACAAGGGAGACCUUUCAAUCAAGGCAAAGUUUUCAAAUAAAGAAGUUGAUCAUUGAUCUUAUUUAAUAUAUAUGUUUAAAAUA
Molecule: messenger RNA, 1409 nt
Organism: Cimex lectularius (bed bug)
Lineage: Eukaryota; Metazoa; Arthropoda; Insecta; Hemiptera; Cimicidae
Gene: eEF1gamma
Product: elongation factor 1-gamma
Exons: 7
Coding region: 98-1366 (422 amino acids)
Biological process (GO): translational elongation
Cellular component (GO): cytoplasm; nucleus
Molecular function (GO): translation elongation factor activity
Source: RefSeq, a predicted model, not a curated record